Messenger RNA from Telopea speciosissima, 1397 nucleotides. RefSeq names its product probable glucan endo-1,3-beta-glucosidase BG4. The transcript has 2 exons. Gene Ontology annotation, molecular function: hydrolase activity, hydrolyzing O-glycosyl compounds. Gene Ontology annotation, biological process: carbohydrate metabolic process. The coding region runs from base 1 to 1374 and encodes 457 amino acids. The record is from RefSeq and is a predicted model, not a curated record. Gene Ontology annotation, cellular component: plasma membrane. Lineage: Eukaryota; Viridiplantae; Streptophyta; Magnoliopsida; Proteales; Proteaceae.
AUGCCUAUUGGUUGUAUCCCUGACAUUAGCAUCCCUCUCAACCUACCAGUUUUUGCUUUGCCUCGUUAUGAUUUUCCUAUCUUGAUCCGUGUAGGAUUCAGUUCACCUGAACUGACAGGAGCUGGGUGGGCCUACCUUUUUUUGGUUGAUGGCAAGUUUAGAUUUUUUGAUGCAGGGAAGUUGCUAUGUACAGUGGAUGUAGAUACUUGUGUUCUUGCAAUCCUUAAGGGUCUCAACCUUGCUGCCUGUAUUGGGUUGAAGAUUAAGGAAAUUUGGUGUGAUAACCAGUGGAUCACUGAAUCUCUUCCAUCUCCAACCAAAUGCCAAUGGCCAUGGCACUUAAUUCCCAAGAUGCUACGGAUUUCAGAUCUAGCCCAAAAUGUAUAUUUUCGUCUUAUCACUUGUGCAAGAGAAGCAGGAAACAAGAUCAACAUAGGGGUAUGCUAUGGGAUGGAUGGGAAUAAUCUACCAUAUGCACCCCAAGUGGUGAGUCUCUAUAAAAAAUACGGAAUUGAAAAGAUAAGAUUGUUCGACCCAAAACCUGAAGUCCUUACUGCAUUGAUGGGUUCUAAAAUCCAAGGCACCUUAGGGGUACCAAAUAAACAAAUUCGCAAGCUUGCCGAUAGUGAAGAAGCUUCUCAAACUUGGUUGGCAACAAAUAUUUUUCCCUACUUUGGAGACAUUGAGUUCAAUUAUAUUGUUGUUGGGAAUAAGGCCUUUCCAGGCGAGUUUGGCCCUUACGUAGUACCAGCCAUAUUGAACAUCAGAAAUGUGCUACAUGCACAUGGCCUAAAUAACAUUGAGGUCACCACUGUCAUCGACACCACCGCCGUACUCGCCAUUUCAUACCCACCCUCCGCCGCUGUCUUCACCGCUGAAGCCGAUAUCAGCAUGUCUUACCUUCUACAAUCCCAAUCCGAGGUUGGUGCACACAUCAUGCUCAAUGUGUACCCCUACUUCACUUAUGCAGCUGACCCAACUAAUGUUCGCCUAGACUAUGUCCAGUUCACUGCUAAGGGUCCAGUGGUUCAUGAUGGAAAUUUGAGCUAUUGGAAUCUAUAUGAUGCCAUGGUGGAUGCUUUCAUUUGGGCUAUGGAGAAAAAGGGAUUCCCAAAUGUGCCCAUUAUUAUUGGUGAGACUGGUUGGCCGUCGGCAGGGAACGGGAACCUUACAACACCGGAACUAGCUUGGAUUUAUAAUAAGAAUUUCAUUAAACAUGUUAUGAAUUCUACUGGAACCCCAAAGAGGCCUAAAACAUAUAAUGAUGCCCAUAUAUUUGCAAUGUUCAAUGAGAACCUCAAACCGGCUGGUGCAGAGCAACAUUUUGGACUUUUCUAUCCCGACAUGAAGCCUAUCUAUCCCAUUUUCCCAUAGUACUGUUACUACUAGUACUAGUA